GCCGUUGCGUUUUCCCCGGUUUUGUCCCUCGGGAUGUGCGGCGUGUUGAGCUUCUUCUACGGCGUCCUGCGCAACGCGCUUUGGGACGAUGCGGCGGAAGCCACCAGCGGCCAAUUUGCGCGGAAACUGAAGCAAGAUGCGGAGGAGAGCUUUCCGUCUGGAGUGGUAGGCCCCUAUCUCUCCUGGCGCUUCUCGUACCUCUUCGUUGGCACAUUCUUUGGCAUCAUCAGUGCAACCUUGGGCAGUCCGUGGAUGACGCAAAGCGACUACCAGGAGUUUCUGACGCGUCAGUUACCACAAGGUGUGCCAGUGGAACGCUUCAGUCAGCUCAUCAGCACUCUACGAGGCAUCGAUCUCGGUGCUUGGAUCGUUGCGCUUCUCUUGGUCUUAGGCCUUCUGAUUGGAGGAGUUUUGGCAUCACCAAACCUGGCGAUGAUGAACAUCAGGUCAUCGAGACGUGCAGUUUGGUGCACAUGGCUCAUCGGUUUCCUACCUCCCUUCCUGCUUUUCCUGGUGCUGCCACUACGCUCCUUCGUAGACUGGAAAGGGAUCUCAGCAGAUGUCUGCGCGCAGUCCAUCAAGACCACCCUGGCUCUUCCCGGAUCGCAGCUGCAGUACAGCUUGAACUUCCUGCAGCGAAACGACGCCUUGGAGGAAUCCAUGAGCGGAAUUCUGGAUUCGCACCGCGACUGGUGCCUUUUCCAAGGCAGUGAUUGGUACGAGAGUUUCUUCAACCAAUCCGUUCCUUGCAUUUGGUUGGUGGAAGAUCGCUGCCGAGACCAACUCUGCGGCCAGGUUUCCAGUCAGCAAACUGCGCAGUGCUUGAUGGGCUGCCUCCAUCUGACGCUCAGCCAAAACCCUCAGAUGAAACAGAACGUCCUACAGGUUUUUGAGAACUGUGAUGCAGAUUCCGCGAGUCGUACCUACAGCGCUGCAAGUCACGUGGCUGACCUUCAAGCUGUGG
Molecule: messenger RNA, 964 nt
Organism: Cladocopium goreaui
Lineage: Eukaryota; Dinophyceae; Suessiales; Symbiodiniaceae
Source: the annotation of a GenBank genome assembly